Messenger RNA from Notodromas monacha, 876 nucleotides. The record is from the annotation of a GenBank genome assembly. NCBI's taxonomy places the organism in Eukaryota, Metazoa, Arthropoda, Ostracoda, Podocopida, Cyprididae.
AUGGACUCCAUAUUUGCUCAAAUAAUCCUGCGCCUCGGAGCCGAGGAGACGAAAUCCCAGCUUGGUUUCGGUGAUAGGAAUGUUCACGAUCACGUGGAGAGAAUAUUCCGCCAAAUGGAUCAAGAUCGUGACGGGGUCGUGAGCCUGGAUGAAUUUCUCGCUGCUUGCAUGAAGGUGCGUGACGUCAUUUCCUCAAAUUCGCUCUGGUUUGCCCAAGCGUUCGUUAACGAUGCUGCAGUUUUCAUGGAAUGACGAAAACGUGAAGGAAUCGCUCAACGUCUUCAGCGACCAUGUGUGAAGCCUGUGAUAUUUACCGAUUUGACGGCGAGCGGGACACAGUCCGCUACCUUCUCCCUCCAUUCGGAGCAGGCUGUGGACAAAUACGUGCAGCCCUGGAGAGCAUCUGAAGAUUAUGACGGAUCCUGCGGAACCAAGGGGUUCGUCACUGGACGCGGACAGAAUGGAGCAUUUCGCCUACGCAGUUUAUCAAGAACUGUUCCCCGAAUGGUGGGUGUCUUCUUCUUGGACAACGGCUAUCUGGAACAGACCCGAAGCUCGGGUUCGACACGUACUGCGAACCCCGUGCAGACAUUUCCAGGCCCGGAAGGCUUCCAGCUUUUCGGCAGAAGAAUCUGGAUGGCUGUGCCCGGGCACCGACCUGCUCCUUCCGCGCAUCGAGAACGAGAAUUGCGGUCAAAGCGCUUUUCCUUCAUGCUUAUCGGAAUUCGCGGAAAGAAAGCCAUGAUUCUUGGGGAUAUCGAGCUUCUUCAUAAUGCCCUGGACGAUGGCAAGCUGGUGAAAAUGGCAACAAGGAAAACAGUGGCGGACGGACAGAGUUCGCUGACCGGGAGGCUGGAAAACUCGGUCAGCUUCUGA